CGAUGGUGUUUUUUAGUGUAUCUAAUUAAUUGCAGCAAAUAAAUGAAAUUUAAAAUAAUUAAGUCAAUUCAAACGCACCCCUAUUUCUUCGAACCAAGUUCGGCUUAACCAAGUUAUCUGAAAAAUAAAUGUGCUUCCCGAUAUCGAAGUUAUGGUCGCACCCCCGUUUACGACUGCCAUAAAUUCUAUUCAAAUCAACUUUCGCUGCACAACCAACAAAAACCUGUUUGCUCUCACGUCACGAACAUCUGUUUGUUUAGAUGCAAUACUUCCAUUGUGACGCUACGUCUUACACGUCACGACAGUCAAUGCAACGGACGAAACGCACCCAUUGUGACAGGGCUGUAAUAUUCCACUUUGCUGGAUGCAGAAUGAAUACUAGCGCUGAAUCAAUUCGUUUUUGAAAUUGUUCAUCGAGUAUCUAAAUGGAAGAGGACUUUCUAUUGCUCUUAAUCGAGAAGUGGCAGGAUGCUUUUAAUAGCAAUACUAUGAAGUUUCUUGGUGACUGCAGCGAUCCGUUUAAUUUGUCAACCCAAGUUUUGGAAAAGCAUUUCCUCUUGCCAAAAUCUAUGUGUCGCUCAUUAAUAGAAGACUUGCUACCGUACGAUAAACAGGGCACUAGUCUACCUCUCGCUCUAAGAUUAAGAUAUUCGGCAUCAGUCAGCCAUCGAUGUCUCGCGCAUUGCCAAGUAUAACGGAACUAUUGGUUACACAAAAACGUGAUGAAAUAUGCUUUUCAGACAUAAAUUAGAGUCAAGCAGUUGUUAAGAAGGGGUGAAUAAUGACAAAAUGUUAUGUUUGUGAGCUGUUGUAUAUGCGGAAGAAUUAUUUUAUAAUUUCAAAGAAAAAUUUGACAUGGAUAAUACUUUGGGUGUUAUUGGAACAGCGCACAUUAAAAUACUGGUGUCAAAAGACAAAUGCGGAUCAGAAGAAUAUUUUAAUGAGCACUGUGAAUACAGUAUCAAAGUAGGAAGCAUUUGUGAUCACCGCUUGUUAUUCACAUCGCUAAACGCGAGAUCGCCUGGUUCCCUAUCUAAUUCAUCUAUCUGGCGUAGUUCUUUAAUAAAACACUACAAAUUAGGUUCACAAAACACUUGGUUACUAGGAGAUGUUACAUGCCCUCUAGAACCAUGGCUGCUUACUCGCCUGGAGUUAUCCUAUAACGAUAGGCUUAGAAGUUCUCAUAAUUGUAUUAAGCAACCCGCUUUAAAUGCCUCUCCAAAAGGCGCAGGUUGUAUUAUAAGCACGAACGUCCCGCAAACAUAUAUGCAUGUGCCAUACUACAUAAUAUACUCUUGAAGAAUUUAGGUAGUGCAACAUAGGAUAAAAACGAACUACAAACAUCUUUAGAAGAUGCUUCGAAGAAGGUGUCAGAGAAAGCGGCCUUGAAGCGUGCGCCAAAAUUUUUAGACGGCACAUACGUUAGACACCGUUAUACACAACAUUUAUAAUUUAUUAAAAUGGAAGAAAUAUUACUAUUUUUACACAAAAACCUAGUAUAUACACUGGUGGACAAAGAAAUAUAUUUUUUACUUGUGUACGCUUUCAUAUCUCCAAUGAAACUGCACUGAUGAUGAACUGUUGUAUGUGGACCUGCCACAACUGCGAUGGC
Anastrepha ludens (Mexican fruit fly) is the source of this 1612-nucleotide messenger RNA. RefSeq names its product putative nuclease HARBI1. The record is from RefSeq and is a predicted model, not a curated record. NCBI's taxonomy places the organism in Eukaryota, Metazoa, Arthropoda, Insecta, Diptera, Tephritidae. Bases 856 to 1299 code for a protein of 147 amino acids. The transcript is spliced from 2 exons.